ACAAUAUUAUGACAGAAGAAUAUGAAAUGUUUCCCGCUAUGCAUGGUUAGUAAAAAAUAAUUAAUAUCGACCCGUGACAUUAUAUAACUAUUAUUAACAUAUGGAAUUUGCCUCUCCAGGAAUAUUCAUGGAUUAUUUAUUUAUUGUUUGUUACGGUUGGAUCGUUCUGGAGUUAAUCGUAAAUAUCGGUCUCAAAAGAGCCACCUUUAAGGUAUUUAAUACAAAAAUAUAAAAAUAAAUAUUGCGAUUUUUGUAAUCUUAGUUCUGUUUUAUCAGCUAUGAACUUUUACUCAUUUCAGCACACUACUCAAAACAUCUACGCAUGGCUCAUCGUUUAUUAUGGAAAUUUAAUAUUCAUGAUAAUCCACAUGGUAUAUUAUGUAGUGAACAGAAUUAUAAUGUUUGGUUCUUUUGAAAAUUUUUUAUAUGCGCAUUUCUUUUCCCAUGAAAACGGGUUACAUUUAUCUUCGGUAUGUAUAUAUUAACAAAUUAUUGAUUAUUUAAAUCAUGUAUUUAUGUACUAUCCUACUCAAAUAAUUUACACAAUAAAAAAUACCUAAUAUAUGAGUAAAAUAAAAUAAUAUAUCGACCGAAAAAAACAAAAAAAAGACUAUCAUCGGUAUUAUUUUAUUAUUAUUUUUUUUUACGAGUAUUGUAAUUGAUAAAUUAUAAUAAAGAAAUAUUAUGAUUUCACUUGAAAUAUUAUAUUAUAAAAUAUGAUCCAAAAGAGUAUUAUCAAUAUAUACACUGACAUUUAUCUACUAACAAAAGUAUCAUUCAUAGUAGGAUAAAUAAAAAACAAACUUUAACAUUUGAAUAUUGAACUCAAAUUGAUACCUAAUUAAAUAAUUACAAGGAUUUAUCAUUUUAUUUUACUAUAGUACAAUUGCUUUUUGUAACUGAUUUCGGAUAAUAAAAGCAUUUAUAGUUAGGUACUUUCAUAUUAUGAUGGUUUUGAUGGAACUUAUCUAAAUCAAUUUUGUGGUUUUUUUAAUAUAAAAUAUUUAAUUAUGAAAAUACAUACUGGUGUACAUUGACUUAUUACAAUAAGUCACUGAAUACACUAAUGUUGAAAAUGUAUACACUAAUGAAAUUUAGUUUCCUAAGACUAAUAAUUUAUUAGUAUACAAAUAAUAUAGCUACUUCAAAAAAAAUUUGUAAAUUAUAUUAUACUUCCUAAAUAAACUACAGCGUUUUAAUUUUAUACUUGUGUGUUAUAACUUUUUUUAGAAUUCCAUCUAUAUAAUAAUUAUUGCUGUAGAAAUUUUUGUCACCCACUCAUAUUACAUUGCCGAAGAAAAUGCAAAACUACAGAAGUUCGUACGAAUCAAAUGGAAAUACGUAUCCAGAGGAGAAGUUGUGUCAAGUGGAGUCAACUAUCCUUCUGCAACAAAUUUCAACGAUUUAACAUCACGCCGAACCCAAGAAGGAUCAAAAAUACCACCUUAUAUAACCAAUGUUUUACAGGAUUAGUUACAAAUAAUAAUCAAUAAUAUUACCAAAUAUUAACUAAUAUUCCUUGUUCAUUAACAUUAAAAUCUAACUACAAUUUAAUUUAUAUUUAUAGUUAUUUAUUUAUAUUUAAUUUAUAUUCUAUCUAUUAUCUACAUACUCCUAUACAACUAGAUAAAUGUGAAAUAGGUUAGUUUUUUCGGAGUUUUUGUAACAGUUCAUCUCAAAAACCACUGAACGGAUUUAAUUGUAAAUGUUUUAUUUUACAUUUUUGUAAUAUGAAUUAAU
Molecule: messenger RNA, 1740 nt
Organism: Cinara cedri
Lineage: Eukaryota; Metazoa; Arthropoda; Insecta; Hemiptera; Aphididae
Source: the annotation of a GenBank genome assembly